AUGGACGUCGCCCACUUAGCCGCCAACCCCAAUACUCGAGGCCUCCUUCUAAAAGGCCACCGGCGUCGUUUCCUCCGUGACAAUAUCAUGGGCAUCACCAAACCCGCUAUCCGCCGUCUCGCCCGCCGUGGAGGCGUAGUCCGCAUAAAAACGGACAUCUACGCUGAGAUACGCUCCGUCAUCAGAGGACGGCUUCGUGAGAUUCUGUUUCAGGUGGUGCAAGUGCUAGAGUCCUCGAAGACUCAUAGACACGAUAGGAAGGUUGUCACCACACGAGAUGUUGUUUACGCCUUGCAGAGAAUGGGGCAAACCAUGUAUGGUUUCUAG
Molecule: messenger RNA, 327 nt
Organism: Aspergillus lentulus
Lineage: Eukaryota; Fungi; Ascomycota; Eurotiomycetes; Eurotiales; Aspergillaceae
Source: RefSeq, a predicted model, not a curated record